AUGAAGACCGCCGUCCUUGCCACCCUUAUCGCUGCAGCCUCUGCCUUCGCCCCUGUCCAACAGGGAGCCAAGACCACCUCCUUGAACGCUUUCGAGGAUGCUCUUGGUGCCCAACCACCACUUGGAUUCUUCGAUCCUCUUGGACUUGUUGAGGAUGGUGACCAAGAGAAGUUCGACCGUCUUCGUUACGUCGAGAUCAAGCACGGACGUAUCUGUAUGCUUGGUGUUGUCGGAUACUUGGUCACCGCUGCCGGUAUCCGUCUUCCAGGAGAUAUUGACUACUCUGGAACCUCGUUCGCCAGCAUCGCUUCCGGAUGGGAGGGAACCACCCAGGUCCCUGUUGCCGGAGCCCUUCAAGUGUUCGCCUUCGUUGGCUUCCUUGAGUUGGCCGUCAUGAAGGACAUCACCGGAGGAGAAUUCCCAGGUGACUUCCGUAACGACGCCCUUGACUUCGGCUGGGACUCUUUCGAUGAAGAGACCAAGCUUCAAAAGCGUGCUGUUGAGCUGAACCAAGGCCGUGCCGCCAUGAUGGGUCUUUUGGCUCUUAUGGUCCAUGACAAGCUCGGAAACGUGAGCGACUUCUUCCCCAACUAA
Molecule: messenger RNA, 594 nt
Organism: Cylindrotheca closterium
Lineage: Eukaryota; Bacillariophyta; Bacillariophyceae; Bacillariales; Bacillariaceae
Source: the annotation of a GenBank genome assembly